Musa acuminata subsp. malaccensis (wild Malaysian banana) is the source of this 2188-nucleotide messenger RNA. RefSeq lists its product as uncharacterized. The record is from RefSeq and is a predicted model, not a curated record. NCBI's taxonomy places the organism in Eukaryota, Viridiplantae, Streptophyta, Magnoliopsida, Zingiberales, Musaceae.
UUCUCUCUUCCCUCUCACUCCAUCCUUCCUCCCACGGAAAGAAAGAAAAAAUAUAGCGAGAAAACGAAGCGAUGGUCGAAGGCCAAGUCGAACCCUCCAUCGACGCCUCUUCCUCUCCUCCCUCCGUCGACGCACCCGCCCCGGCUGCCACCUCUGCCCGCUCCCCCCAGCUCCUCCUCCGCCCCCGGCGCGAGCCUUUCGAGCACGGUCUCCUCCCCAUUCCCAAGCUCAUUUUCUCCGACGGAACCCAAACCCUAGCCGCCCUCGCUGACAAGCUCCUCCACAGAUCCAUCAGCUCCCCGCACCGCGUCGACGUCCCCGCCCUCGCCGACGCCUUCCAGAUCUCUCUCGACCACGCUCGCCUUGCCCUCGAUACCCUUGCAUCCGUCCUCCCUUUCGAACCCGAUCCGGACGGCGUCGCCAACGUCCAUGAUAUUGUCUUAUUUCUCUACGUCCAGUCCUACAAGCGGCUGGUCCCCCGUCCGCACAAGGACUCGGCUGCCAUCGCCGAUGUCUGGCCCUCCACAUCGGCCUUUGACGGCUACUUGUCCGCCCUCUCGCCACUUCAGCUUGUACGCAGUAAUAGUCGUCGAUUUAUGCCUUCACAAGUGGAUGAAGAAGCUCAUCAGUUAUCAUACUUACAGAAGCAUAUGGCCAAUAUUAUUACCCUAUUGGCGGAGCCUGCUGAAGGGGAGGGUGAUGAAUCUCUGGUUUUGACAGUGGAAAGAUUUGAACACCUUGGUUUCCUUCUCCAUUUUUCUGAAGGAAUUCCAUUGACCCAAGCAGCUCCUUUUUUUGCUAAUUCAGAUCCAGACAUGCCUGCUGUUCCUGUUUCUGCAGCUCAAGUCCAUGACUGGGUCGUGCAAAACAUAGUCGUUUCAUUGGAACAUAAUGCUGAGAAGGUAUUAGCAAAGGACAACAAUAUGCAUAAUGCUGCAGACUUGGAUGUGCCAAUGACUGAUAUCUGCUCAAGUCAUACAAGGGUCCAAAGCAGCUCACCUCCUGGGACCUCUGUGCCUGCUAAUUCAACAUACGUGACAAGUGUAACUUUUGUGGAGGGUAUAUCAAAAGCUUCGGUGGUCAAGCAGCCAUGUGAUAUUAAGGGGCCUUCUCUAAAGGUGUUAAACUGCCAUGAUUCAGUGAUAUACAUCUUAGCACCUUUGAGCUAUGCUACAAUUUAUGGAUGUUCAGAUGCGACUGUUGUUCUUGGUGCCAUUGGUAAGGCUGUUAAAGUGGAGCACUGUGAAAGGGUACAGGUUAUUGCAGCUGCAAAACGCAUUUGUAUUGCAAAUUGCCGUGAAUGUCUGUUUUGCUUAGGGGUUAAUCAACAACCUCUUAUCGUUGGAGAUAAUCAUAAAUUGCAAGUCGCACCAUUUAAUACCUACUAUUCACAACUGGAGGAUCACUUAUCUCAAGUUGGUGUUGAUUCGAGCAUCAAUAGAUGGGAUGAACCCUUGGUGCUGGGGAUGGUUGACCCUCAUGAUUCUUUGUCUCACCCUGCAGGGGUCUCUGAUGUUCAAGCUGAGUCUGCCACAUGUAUCGAUCCUGAUCAGUUUACUAAUUUCUUGAUUCCUAACUGGUUUGGAGCUGACUCACCGCAGUCCACAAAAUAUAACCCAUUUCCGUUGCCUGAAAUUUAUAGAGCAUCCCAGAAAAAGAAGCACUCAAAUCUGACUGAUGUUCAAGAAGCUAUCAGGGAUGUGCAACUUGAUGAGAACCGAAAGCGAGAAUUAGCAUCGGCCCUUCAUGUACAUUUUAGAGAUUGGUUAUACGCUUCGGGGAACAUUCGCCAGCUAUAUUGUCUACAAUCUGAUUGAACCGACAAAAAUGUUUGUUUGCUGGAGGUAAUUUGUCACGGCCAGAUUCUUGCAAUACAACGGAGUUGGUCUUUUCUCCUCCAAUCUGUCCUCGCAUGCUUUACAAAAUUUUUCAUCCACUGUAACUGGCAUCUGUUCUAAUGCAUCAUGUAAACUGGAUGCACAUUUGGUACUAGAAUUUUAUGCACGCUGAGAGUUUUGAUUUUUCUCUCUUUUUUUAAAACUUUUUUCCCCUUCUUCAAAGAUCAUCCCUGGGCUUGUCAGGUAGUUCAUGUGCCUUGGCGGUGUUGUGGAUGCCACGCAUGGAGUUGCACUUAUUGGUUUGCUACUGGUGAAUAAUAUUGGCUACUGAAAUCAUUACGUUCUUCUGA